UGGCUCCGGUUCGCGCGUUUGUCGGCCUGUCAUGAAGCUGCGAUGCGAGGUGCACCGUGAGCGCGGCGAUACGACAGAGCGGUUUACAGUGUGUGAUAUCAUCUGACGUGACGAGUAACCUCCUUCUAUCCGCGAAACGUCGACGGCUGACAUCGAUAAACUGUGCGACGAGUAAAACACGCCUGAACAUCGUCUAGGAUCUAUCUGUUCAUCCGUAUACAAUAUCCAUAGUGCCAAAGACCACCGUCUACGUAUUCCUGAAUGAGGCUGAUGGAACCAUUGGGUGUGGCUCCGGAGGUUGUGGAGCUUGGGACAUUGAAACGAUGGUCAGACUAUCCUGUCCAGCACCGAUUCACUGAUUAUUCUAACUCCCAAGGGGAGCCUGCUCACCAUCCAGCAAGUCCGUUUCCGUGCCAGCCACUGCUCAACAAUAAAAUUGCACUAUGGACCGGAGACAUUUCCGUACUCCAGAUGGAUUCCAUCGUCAAUUCUACAAAUGAGACAAUGGAUGAUUACAGUCCUGUAUGCCAAUCGAUAUUUGCUCGAGCAGGAUCUGCUUUGAAAGAAGAAAUUUACGACGAAGUUAAAGAGUGUAAGACGGGAGAAGUGCGAACUACACAGGGUCACAAACUGCCGGCUCGGUACAUCAUACACACAGUUGGUCCCAUCUACAACAUCAAAUAUCAAACUGCAGCUCAAAAUACGUUACAUUGUUGUUACAGAAACGUUUUACACAAAGCGAGGGAGCUCGGCUUACAUAGUAUAGCUUUGCCAGUGAUUAAUUCCGUGAGACGAAAUUAUCCGCCCGAUGCUGGGGCACAUAUUGCGCUUAGAACAGUGAGAAGAUUCUUGGAGCAAUACAGCGACACGAUAGCCUGCAUAGUUUUUGUAUUAGAGGCCUGUGAUCUAGGAAUUUACGAGGUACUCUUACCGCAUUAUUUUCCGAGGACACCUGCGGAACAGGAAAACGCUCGCUGGCAACUUCCAAGUGAUAUCGGUGGAAUGGACGGCGAACCUCUGCUACCGGAUCGACAGAUCCGAAUUAUUGACAAUCCGCAACACGCAUUGCACGGCGAUGAAACCGUGGAGAUAUCCAACCAACUAGAGACUUCGGUCAGCCUGGGUGAACAUGCAUUUACGCAGAUGCAAGGCGACUUGGACAGACAACGGCUCCUUGGUGAAAGGCCGCUUGCAGAUCCGCUAGCCGACAUCAUGCUGAAGCAAAUGCAAGAAAAAGAGCGGUACGAGCGUCUUUUGCGACGGGCGAAGACCGAGGAUUUAACGGAGGUAUCGGGAAUUGGCUGCCUUUACCAAAGCGGUGUCGAUCGUCAGGGUCGUCCGGUUGUUGUGUUCGUCGGGAAAUGGUUUCCCUUCAAUAAAAUCAAUCUCGACAAGGCCUUGUUGUAUUUAAUCCAGCUUCUAGAUCCCAUCGUUAAGGGAGAUUACGUAAUCGCUUACUUCCACACAUUGACGACGAGCAAUAAUUAUCCGGGACUCCAUUGGCUGAGGGAAGUCUACAACGUGCUGCCCUACAAGUACAAAAAGAAUCUGAAGCAAUUCUACAUAAUUCAUCCCACGUUCUGGACAAAGAUGAUGACUUGGUGGUUCACAACCUUCAUGGCGCCAGCGAUUAAACAGAAGGUUCACAAUCUGCCAGGUGUUGAAUAUCUUUACGAAGUUAUGUCUCCCGAUCAAUUAGAAAUACCAGCCUACAUAACGGAAUACGAUAUGACGAUAAACGGGCUGCGUUACUAUCAGCCUGAUUAUACAUCGCAAUCGACAACGUAACUCGCAACACUCGCCGAGUCUCGUUUCAACUUGAUAAUCGUUAUUUUUAAUUUUCAAAAAGAAAAAAAAAAAAGCAUGAAAACCAGCGUUUUUAAUAAACAUAUUUAGCAUUAGUAUAAAAUAUUCUAAAUACGUAUGGCGUAUUCGACUAAUGCUGGUUACGUGUAUCGCUGACGAAAAAAAAAAAUGGGAGAGAAAUUACGAAAAAAAAAAGAAAAAGAAAAAAACAGAAACAUCAACAAUGACGCUCCAGCGUUUCCACUACGCUUAGACAAUGUAGACAUGUAGAUAUACUAUUACUAUAAUUAGUUUAUUAAUUAAUACAUGUAAGGUGAUACGAUAGUGUGCUUAGGCGCGGUAAAAUUUAAUUGUUGAACAUAUUUGACCUUAGGUAAAGUGGAAAAAGAAAGAAGAAUGAGGAUGAAAAAAACAGACAAAAAAAAACAUUUCAUAAUUAUAGUAAAUAGUUAAAUUAUCCCUUUCUAGGCGAGAGACUGAUGAUUUUCAUUUAUCUGAUUGACCGUAAGAAGAGAAAAAUUGACGCGCGAAAAAUGAUUGUUUAAAUGCGGCGCUCUGUCGACAUAAUAUUACAUUAUUAUAUAUUAUAUUAUCUAUAGUGUGAGAGGCGAUGUGUUAUUUUGGACGGUAUAGAUAUAAAUAUUAUGUAAAAUUUAACGAAAAGAAUCGGUAAGAGUUUUAUUCGAAUUACAGAUAUAUAUAUAUAUAUAUAAAACAUAGGUAUAUAUUUGAAAUAUUAGAAAUUGCAAUCACGAAAUAUUAUAAAUGAUUAUUAUUAUCAAUUGCUAUUCUUAGUAUGACCAUCCAAAAAUCCAACGAUGUGUUAUUCGGGGAGAAGAGAUACUUGAAAGAAAAAUCGAGUUGUUAGAAAACAUUUUGAAAAUGUAUAGCCAGUUCACAUUUGCUGCAGCAACACUUCGUCAUAAAGUACCUAAUUUUAACUAGUUAUAAGUACGAUACGUACGUAAGAAAUUUAAUUCGUACAAGUUGAACGAAAGAAAGAUAGAUUUUAAAUUCUUGUUCGCUGACUUAGAUUACGUCGAUAAAUUGUUUUGUUUUGCCAUUUACUUUAUGUUUUUUUUUUUCUUGAUUACUUUGAUCUACAAUAUAUCUAAACACGUUGCAGCUUGGGUGUGAUAAAAAAAAAGCAUGGUAAAAGAACUCACAUUCGAGGAAAGAGAAAUGAAGAAAAAACAAUUUCCUGCCAAAACACCAAUAAUCAGUAUUUACAUUAUAUUUCAUUACAAUCAAGAACUAAAUAAGUAAACGAAUGGUAAUAACGGGAAAAAAAAACACUUCACGUGCAAUGCGUAAAUAUGUACACGUAUGCGUAUGAUUGCAUGUAUAUUUGACGUAAAUCGAUUACCCUCUUAUUUUGACUGCCGGCUUCGACUCUCUCUAUCUAUUAAUGGUGAUAUAGUUUAAAUAGAUCCUUCAAUGUCAAUAUCACAUAGAUACGUACACUGUAUAAUGUGUAAUUUUAUCCGCAUACAUAUAAUAUCAAUAUUUUCACAUAACUAUAUUGAUUUAUGUUAAACUAGAUAAAAAAAAAAAGCACCAAAAAUCGGAUAACGCGAGAAUAACAUUUUUUACCCCCGAGUAAGUAAUUGUUGAUAAGAAUAGAAUCGAGUGAUAGUUGUGAGAAAAAAAUCGCUUACGAGCUCUUCUUGACAAGAUUUCGGUGUUAGAAAUUGUGCGAAAGAAUGUAUAAUCAUGCCGAUCAGCGUAUAAAUUCAAUAGCUGUGUUUGAAUUCAGAAUCACUGAAUAGAAAGGUGAAGUAAUAAAUCGUAAACGCUUCCCUUGUAUCGCGUGAACUUUGUUGGUGCGAUUAAAAAUUUGCCAUUUUGAUAUAAUUUUUCUACAUUUUUUUCUUUUGUUGAAAUCGAUUAUAUUUUUGGUUUCUCCGCGUAUUCGAAAUGAUACGACACUUUAUUUUUAUUAGUAACUGGUAACAAGCGAAAAAGAACGUUUUGUAUUAUCAUCUCAAUCAUUAUUACAUUGUUUUAAAUUUCCGACCGUAGCCUCGUUAUUUCCAUUACCCAUCGAUAUGAUUUUUCUGUUAUGCAUUUUAAACGUAUUUGAUGAAAAAUAUAUUAUCAUUACUAAAUUCAUAUUAUCGUAUCAGUUAUAGAUUACAAUAUAUUCAAGUUUAGUACAUCUACAAACUAAUAUCAUCAUCCGGCACAUAGCCAUCCUAUUUAUCGUAUCGUUUACCUCAUAAUUUCGUUUUAUUAGAUUUUCUACCGUAUUCAUUAUAAUCGUAUCACUCAACACUUGGAUUAUUCUUAUUUCAUAAGACAGACGAUAUAAAGGUACAUACAGUAUAAACAUGUUUUAAUAAAUAUAUUUCUAACGUUAUUAUUUGAUACUGUCUUAUUUUCUUUCUCAUCGUCGUAUUUGAAAUAUUUAUUUUUUCACAAACUCGUUGUGUCCUUCCCUAAUGAUUUACAAUUCAAAAUUCCGAACAAUGAUUUAUAUCUUUAAUGUACUUAUAUCUACAUACACAUAUCCUUUUUCGUACUUUUCUUUUCGAUUUGCAAAAACAUGUAUAUUAAUUACAAAAACAGAAAGUCGAAAGUGAACGUUUUGAUGAUAGAAAAACAAGUCGUAAAAAGCAAGAGAAGAAAGAAAAAAAAAACAACAAAGCGUCCGUGUUCAGUGUGGUGUUUGAUAUAUUGCAGUAAUCAUUCGCGCGAAAUAACUUCACACUUUGAACCUUGCCUCAGCCUUGUAUUCAGUCUUCAUUCAUCGAAUGAAUAACGUAAAUAGUGAUAAUCAUAUUCGUUUCGAUAAAUAUCAAAAGCAAUCUCUGUACUAACUCUGUUCUUUAAACUUGUACCUAUUCACAGAACGACAGAAGAUAUCGGAACAACAUUUCCGCUCACGCGAUAAAUCUUAUUGCUGUGAUUAUCGAUAUUGUUAUUGUUAUUGUCAUUAUUAUUAGUGUUGUUAAAAUCAAUUAUAGGUAGCGUCGGCUGCAUCACUUUGUGUGAAGACAAUUCAAAAGUACUUGCUUGGAAAUUGAUAGUAAUAACAGUAAUGUUUUUAUCAAUGUCACAAGAAAAAAAAGAAAUAAAAAACACGAAAUUACAAAUAUGAUUGCUCGUCGUUAAAUCGUGAC
Molecule: messenger RNA, 4928 nt
Organism: Neodiprion fabricii
Lineage: Eukaryota; Metazoa; Arthropoda; Insecta; Hymenoptera; Diprionidae
Gene: Gdap2
Product: protein GDAP2 homolog
Exons: 12
Coding region: 262-1788 (508 amino acids)
Source: RefSeq, a predicted model, not a curated record